This is a messenger RNA of Dermacentor andersoni, 1639 nucleotides long. RefSeq lists its product as uncharacterized. Gene Ontology annotation, molecular function: RNA polymerase II transcription regulatory region sequence-specific DNA binding; protein dimerization activity; DNA-binding transcription factor activity, RNA polymerase II-specific. The record is from RefSeq and is a predicted model, not a curated record. NCBI's taxonomy places the organism in Eukaryota, Metazoa, Arthropoda, Arachnida, Ixodida, Ixodidae. Gene Ontology annotation, biological process: regulation of transcription by RNA polymerase II; developmental process.
CGCCGUACGACGCGCGCAGUUCCCAUGAGCUUAUCUUUUUUUUUUUUUUGCUUCUGCAGGUUUUGUCCGUGCGGUGAUCCGGCUGGUUUGGAGGAAAGAAAAAUGCCGCCUGGGCAGACGAGGAGAGAAGGUGAGCGGGUCCCCGGCUCACGCGCGUGCGCGCGCUCUCCCGUCAUUGGUUGUGACGUCACGAGCAUCCGCUCUCUCUCUCUCUUCUCAUCCUCCUCUCUGGUUUCGGAGCUCAGGGUUGCCCUCCCGAAAAGGGAAAAAGCGAGAGUGGCCUCCGGGCGAAGUCACACCUUCCUUCGGAUUCGAUUGCGCAGCAGGCUCGGCGUUGAAACAUGGAAGCCCUGCUGCCCAGCCCGGCCUCGAGCGAGGAGAUGGUGUCUUCGGCUUACUACGGCCACCAACUGGCCGCUGCGUGGUCGGCGACGCCUCUGUCAUCGUUGCCUGGAUUUUGUUCGAGCCAUGGAACCCGUGGUUUCAACCCGGAAACGCCAUCACCGGACAACUCUUCCAGUUGGGAGUCACAGCUCGAGUCUGACUCUCCAACCAGAGAGGCCGUCAGGACGGUGGCUGACCUUGUUCCCGUCAAGGGUCCCUUCGUCGCCGCUGGCAUCGCAAGCAGUGACGUUGAUCCUGCCGCCGUCGUGGUCUCUUCUACGUCAGCGGCAGCCGCCGGUUCUGGCUCUUGCGAUGGCGUCAAGGCCGUUCCUUCGCACCGGGAGAAGCCGCCGCACCUUGUGGCCCGCAGGAAUGCCAGAGAGCGACGCAGAGUGCAGGCAGUGAACAACGCCUUCUGCAGGCUACGGAAGUGCGUGCCGGUCGAGAACAGGGCCAAGAGACUGUCAAAGGUCAAAACAUUGCACAAGGCAAUCGAGUACAUAUAUGCUCUUCAGGACCUUCUCGACCAAGCCGACGAAGAAGCUGGAGCACCAGCGGUAGCAGCACCGAGCAUGGCAGAGGUUGAAGAGAUACGCAAGAAUGAACACUCAGUUAUGAAACAGAAAGGAAACGAACCACCCUGUGACCAACAACGCUGGAUCAAUCUCGAAAAUGUUGAUCGAGGCACAGAGAGUUACCAAGGAUUCGUCAACUUCUACGAACAGUUUCCAACAACGUAUGCAACCUGAAUGCAGUGUGUACGAAGGGUGGAAUUCAAGUUGGCGGUGACGCUGAUGGGCAGACGAAGUGAUAUAUGUGCAUUAUACGGUUCAAGCGAGCUACGAAAGUAGGAAUGCACUAGGAAAGAAGCACAGCUUCAUUCUGCAAUACGCUGCGACCAUCAGGGAUGCAUUCAUGGCGCCUUGAGGAUCAUCUGCUGCUGCGUCCAAUUCACUCAUCCAUGCAAAGCAGGACAUCAGGCUUGAAUGCGACAUGAUGCAGUUGCUUUGCUGAACUUGGUGGUCCUCAUUUCAAUAUUGGAAAGCUGGUGAUACGGAACUCACACCAUUGCCAGUGCUCCAGGCGAAUACCGUUGCCACACGGGCUGUGGAUACAUGUUCCUGGUGCAAAAGUUUAAGAUGGAUGCGGAUAAAGUUGCGAGAAGGACACACGAAGGCCAGGAACAGGGGAUAUUAAAUAAUGUAUCAAAUUUUCGCACAGCUGUAUUGUAUGGAAAUAAAAAAAAUAACGUUAU